GACUAUCUGUUAACCACGAGCAGGCGCAUGUCAUCCAUCACUGUCAUAGGCGAUGCGACGAAGACGAUGACGCUGGCGAUGGCUACACGGCAAUGGCAUAGCGACACAGUCGGCAAACGCUCCAGGCUGCUGUUGCUGGUGCUCACCUUCUUCUUCAGCGUUUGUUGUCUAAUAAGGUCCUGGGAUAUAUCAAAUAUCGUUAUCUGCGAGAACAGCAGCAGCAGAUCAACGGCAGCUGCUUCAGGUGGCACAGGCGGCGGAAGCGGCGGAGGCGGCGGAGGAGGCGGAGGAGGCGGCGGGGGGGAAUACACCACCACUUUACGAUGGAUCGCCAACAGAAUGAUGUGGACAAGCUCUUCCCAUCGAGAAGAAGAAGUUGUUUCGGCGUUGCAGCAGAGGACAAGCUCUUCCCCUCUCGGGCGCGACAGCAUUGGUCAUCCCUCGUGGACGAUGACGUCAACGCCAGCUGGCCGAGAGGUCGGCGAUCCCGAUCCCGAUCCCGCUUUGUUAAUUACCACCACCACCCUGACGGGCAACCCCCCUUUAACAGGUAGUAGAGAAAGCAGGCUCAGUGCCCUCGUGGUCAUUGGCAUCAACACAGGUUAUGAAAGUGCCGACAGAAGGCGCGCUAUUCGGCAGACUUGGUGGCCAGCAGGUCGUUCUGUCAAGGAGCUCGAUCUCAAGGGACUGGUCGUCCGCUUCGUCAUCGGACGAAGUCGUCCUCGUCAACCUCGUAGCUCUCAAGCUUCUGGCUAUGGCGGCGAUGGCGGUACUAGCGCUGGUACUGGCGCCGGCUAUGGCGCCGGCGGCGGCGAUGCCGGCUAUGGCGCCGGCUAUGGUGGUGGCGGCUCAGCGAACAAGAACGACGAUAGUGUUCAUGUUGAUGGUGCUCGUCCUGGCGAUGGCGGCGGCAGCGACGGGCACGGCAGCGACCAGCACGGCGAGGAGGACGAGCUUGAGCGAGCCAUUGUCAAAGAACGCCAGCUGUACGAUGACUUUCUCAUCCUCGACCACGUGGAAGACUACCAUAACUUGUCUGCUAAAACCCUUCGAUUUUUCUCCACGGCUUUUCGGUUAUGGGAUGCAGACUUCUACGUCAAGGUUGACGAUGACGUCUACGUAAAUUUGGGCACGAUGGUUCACUUCCUUCGCUUGUUCCAGCGCAAGCCCCGUGUCUAUUUCGGCUGCUUCAAGUCCGGUUGGGUUCUGCGGAACGACUCCAAGUAUGGCGAGAAGGAGAUCUGGAAAUUUGGCGGGAAACACGCGCGCUAUUUUAGUCAUGCCGCGGGCCAAAUCUACGGCUUAUCCAAACAAUUGGUCGAGUACAUAGCCGCAAACGCACCCCUGCUGCACUUGUAUGCCAACGAGGACGUCACCGUCGGAUCCUGGAUGCUCGCUCUCAACGUAGAGCACAUCAAUCAAGGAACACUGUGUUGUAAUACGGGUGACACUGCCGUGGCGUGCCCAUCCAAGCUAAUGGGGUCCUGUGUGGCCCUCUAUGAUUGGAAAUGCACGGGCCUGUGCAAUGCUUCCACCAGGAUGAAGGACGUGCACGAUGCAUGCUGGGAAGGCGCCGACGUGUUAUGGGAUAGCUUGUCGUACUCGCUAUAGGAGUGAAUAAGUUCUAUUUGACGAUAUAGAGAGAGAGAGAGAGAGUUGCCCAAAAUACAGCUAUAAGGACUGUACGUUCCAUUCGGGGGAUGACGGGCAGUCUUCGACGUUACCAUUGUUCUACGUACAACAACGCUGUGUUACCAAGUUAACAAGUUAAAUUAGGCGCAUUAGGGCCCCAUGGUUGUAAACCAUGAAAAAAAGAACUGAUGUCACAAAUUCACAUCAUUAGUACAAAUGUGUUAAAAAAAAAGAAUGAAUAUGUAUUUGAUCU
This is a messenger RNA of Chara braunii, 1885 nucleotides long. NCBI's taxonomy places the organism in Eukaryota, Viridiplantae, Streptophyta, Charophyceae, Charales, Characeae. The record is from the annotation of a GenBank genome assembly.